Messenger RNA from Ictidomys tridecemlineatus (thirteen-lined ground squirrel), 3596 nucleotides. Lineage: Eukaryota; Metazoa; Chordata; Mammalia; Rodentia; Sciuridae. The record is from RefSeq and is a predicted model, not a curated record.
GGCCUGGGAAUGCGCAGCAGACCGGCCGGACAGAGGCCGGGCGGGCCCUCGAGGGGGAGGCCCAGACGCCAUCUCCUUCGGCGAACCCCGGGGCCCACCGACCUCCCAGCAGCACCUCCCUUCCUCAGGGCUUUAGACAUACGCGACCCCGGUCGAACGAACUACAAUUUCCAGAAGACACUGCGGCGGGAGCCUGUCACUUGCUGCAUUCUCAUUGCUGGCGACUGUCGGCCUCGCCUCCUCAGAGUGAAGUCAUGAAGGUGGUGAACCUGAAGCAAGCUAUUUUGCAAGCCUGGAAGGAGCGAUGGAGUGACUACCAAUGGGCAAUCAACAUGAAGAAAUUCUUUCCCAAAGGAGCCACCUGGGACAUUCUCAACCUGGCAGAAGCACUUUUGGAGCAGGCCAUGAUUGGACCUUCCCCUAAUCCUCUCAUCCUGUCUUAUCUGAAGUAUGCCAUUAGUUCCCAGAUGGUGUCCUACUCUUCUGUUCUCACAGCUAUCAGUAAGUUUGAUGACUUUUCCCGAGACCUGUGUAUUCAGGCUUUGCUGGAUAUCAUGGACAUGUUUUGUGACCGACUGAGCUGUCACGGCAAAGCAGAGGAGUGCAUUGGGCUGUGCCGAGCCCUUCUCAGCGCCCUCCACUGGCUGCUGCGCUGCACCGCGGCCUCUGCAGAGCGGCUCCAGGAAGGAGUGGAAGCCGGCACUCCAGCCACUGGGGAGAAGCAGCUUGCCAUGUGCCUGCAGCGCCUGGAGAAUACCCUCAGCAGCACCAAGAAUCGGGCCCUGCUGCACAUCGCCAAACUAGAGGAGGCCUCAUUGCAUACAUCCCAGGGACUUGGGCAGGGUGGCACCCGAGCCAAUCAACCAACAGCCUCCUGGACUGCCAUUGAGCAUUCGCUCUUGAAGCUUGGGGAGAUCCUGGCCAAUCUCAGCAACCCCCAGCUCCGGAGCCAGGCUGAACAGUGUGGCACACUUAUUAGGAGCAUCCCCACUAUGCUAUCUGUGCACUCAGAGCAGCUGCACAAGACUGGCUUUCCCACUGUGCACGCGGUGGUCUUGCUCGAGGGCACCAUGAACCUGACUGGUGAGACGCAGCCCCUGGUGGAGCAGCUGAUGAUGGUGAAGCGCAUGCAGCAUAUCCCCACCCCGCUUUUUGUCCUGGAGAUCUGGAAAGCCUGCUUUGUGGGGCUUAUUGAGUCUCCUGAGGGCACGGAGGAGCUCAAGUGGACGGCUUUCACCUACCUCAAGAUUCCACAGGUUUUGGUGAAGUUGAAGAAAUACUGUCAUGGGGACAAGGACUUCACUGAGGAUGUCAACUGUGCUUUUGAGUUCCUGCUGAAGCUCACACCCUUGCUGGACAAAGCUGACCAGCGCUGCAACUGUGACUGUACAAACUUCCUCCUCCAAGAAUGUAACAAGCAGGGCCUUCUGUCUGAAGCUAAUUUCGCCAACCUUGUAGCCAAGCGCUCAGCAGAUCGGGAACAUGCACCCCAGCAAAAGUCAUCAGAAAAUGCCAACAUCCAGCCUAAUCCCGGGCUCAUCCUCCGUGCAGAGCCUACUGUCACAAACAUUCUCAAGACGAUGGAUGCAGACCAUUCCAAGUCCCCAGAGGGGCUGCUGGGGGUCCUGGGACACAUGCUGUCCGGGAAGAGCCUGGACUUGUUGCUGGCUGCUGCUGCUGCCACCGGGAAGCUUAAAUCCUUUGCCCGGAAAUUCAUCAAUUUGAAUGAGUUUACCACCCAUGGCAGUGGAGAGAGCACCAAAACAGCCUCAGUUCGUGCCUUGCUCUUUGAUAUCUCCUUCCUCAUGUUGUGCCAUGUGGCCCAGACCUAUGGCUCAGAGGUGAUUCUGUCAGGGUCAAGCACAGGAGCAGAGGUACCCUUCUUUGAGACCUGGAUGCAGACCUGCAUGCCAGAGGAGGGCAAGAUCCUGAACCCUGACCACCCCUGCUUCCGGCCUGACUCCACCAAAGUGGAAUCCUUGGUGGCCCUGCUCAACAACUCCUCAGAGAUGAAGCUGGUGCAGAUGAAGUGGCAUGAAGCUUGUCUGAGCAUUUCGGCUGCCAUCUUAGAAAUCCUCAAUGCCUGGGAGAAUGGAGUGCUGGCCUUCGAGUCCAUCCAGAAAAUCACUGAUAAUAUCAAGGGAAAGGUAUGCAGUCUGGCCGUGUGUGCUGUGGCUUGGCUGGUGGCCCAUGUCCGGAUGCUGGGGCUCGACGAGCGUGAGAAGUCACUGCAGAUGAUCCGUCAGCUGGCAGGGCCACUGUAUAGUGAAAACACCCUGCAGUUCUACAAUGAGAGAGUGGUGAUUAUGAACUCAAUCCUGGAGCACAUGUGUGCAGAUGUGCUACAGCAGACAGCCACUCAGAUCAAGUUCCCAUCCACGGGGGUGGACACAAUGCCCUACUGGAACCUGCUGCCCCCCAAGCGGCCCAUCAAGGAGGUGUUAACAGACAUCUUUGCCAAGGUGCUGGAAAAGGGCUGGGUGGACAGCCGCUCCAUCCACAUCUUCGACACCCUGCUGCACAUGGGAGGUGUUUACUGGUUCUGCAACAACCUGAUUAAGGAGCUGUUGAAGGAGACUCGGAAGGAGCACACGCUGCGGGCAGUGGAGCUGCUCUAUUCCAUCUUCUGUCUGGACAUGCAGCAAGUGACCCUUGUCCUGCUGGGCCACAUCCUGCCUGGCCUUCUCACCGACUCCUCCAAGUGGCACAGCCUCAUGGAUCCCCCUGGCACUGCGCUGGCGAAACUAGCUGUAUGGUGUGCCCUGAGUUCCUACUCCUCUCACAAGGGACAGGCAUCCUCCCGCCAAAAGAAGAGACACCGGGAAGACAUUGAGGAUUACAUCAGCCUCUUUCCCUUGGACGACAUGCAGCCAUCAAAGCUGAUGCGACUGCUGAGCUCCAAUGAGGACGAUGCCAACAUCCUCUCCAGUCCCACUGACCGGUCCAUGAACAGCUCCCUCUCGGCCUCUCAGCUCCACACAGUCAACAUGAGGGACCCUCUAAACCGAGUCCUGGCCAACCUGUUUCUGCUCAUUUCCUCCAUCCUGGGCUCCCGCACCGCGGGCCCCCACACCCAGUUUGUGCAGUGGUUCAUGGAGGAGUGCGUGGACUGCCUGGAGCAGGGCAGUCGGGGCAGCAUCCUGCAGUUCAUGCCCUUCACCACCGUUUCAGAACUGGUGAAGGUGUCAGCCAUGUCCAGCCCCAAAGUGGUUCUGGCCAUCACAGACCUCAGCCUUCCUCUGGGCCGCCAGGUGGCUGCCAAAGCCAUUGCUGCGCUCUGAGGGACUUAGAGGGGCCACAGUGAGUGGCUAGGUCCCAGCCCAAGAGCAUUAGAUGGGAACAGUGAGGAAAGAUGAGCCAUUGUGGCUUAAAUCCACAUGAUGUGAGAACCCUUUGUCAGUUUCUUUUGUGAUUUCCUCUCCCUUAUGCUAAUGCCUGAAGAGCGUGAGCAGCCUGGAUCUUCAGCCUUUGGUGUCCCCCACAUACCAGAAGUACACUUAGCCCUGAGGAACUUUACAGAUUCGUAUAUGUAUAUCAAUAUAUUUUUGUAGUAACUGAGGGAAAGCUCACUUGUAAAUAAAAGUCCUUACAGGUCC